This is a messenger RNA of Mastomys coucha (southern multimammate mouse), 1586 nucleotides long. It is a transcript of the gene Wdr73, whose product is annotated as WD repeat domain 73. The transcript is spliced from 8 exons. Gene Ontology annotation, molecular function: protein binding. Gene Ontology annotation, biological process: cytoplasmic microtubule organization. Lineage: Eukaryota; Metazoa; Chordata; Mammalia; Rodentia; Muridae. The record is from RefSeq and is a predicted model, not a curated record. Gene Ontology annotation, cellular component: cytosol; spindle pole. The coding region runs from base 59 to 1177 and encodes 372 amino acids.
GCCUGCGCAGGAAGUCGGGCUGGCGGAAGUGGAGUGACGGACGGAAGCCACAGUUGCUAUGGAGCUCGCAGAGGACUGGCUCGUGGAGUCUUUGCGCUUGUACCAUGACUUCCAUGCGUUUGACCUCUCAGGAGCCACUCGAGUCCUUGAGUGGAUUGGUGAAAAAGGAGUCUUUGUUGCUGGUUAUGAAAGUUUGAAGAGAAAUGAAAUCCUUCAUUUGAUACUACCUCUCAGACUCUCUGUAAAGGAAAACCAGGGCUUAUACCCAGAGAGGGACUUCAGAGUGCGCCACGGAGGAUUUUCAGACAGAUCCGUCUUUGACCUAAAGCAUGUGCCAAAUACCAGGUUGCUGGUAACCAGUGGACUUCCAGGGUGUUACAUACAAGUGUGGCAAGUUAGAGAGGACAACGAUGUCAUUGAAGUUGUUAGUACCAUUGAUGUGCAGGACAAAGAGGAGAGACUCUGGCCUCGGGUGUCUGUCUUCUGCUCCAUGGCACCUGGAAUCCUCCAUGGGACGCGGCUUAGCAGCCUGAGGACUGUGGAUGUAGAAUCCCAGAAGAUCACAUACAGCUCAGGUACAACUGACAGUGAGUCCUUGAGCAGCCUUCAGGUCCUAGACACGGAUACCUUUGCUUUCUGUGGCACCUCAGGUCGGCUGGGGCUUGUGGACACCCGCCAGAAGUGGGCACCAUUGGAGACUGUCAGUCCCAGCUCUGGCUCUAGUGGAGAGAGAUGGUGUGCAGAAGUUAGGAACAAGGGCCAAGGCCCUGGGCCCUGCAUUGCCAGCCUUGGCUCAGAUGGGCAGCUCUGUCUCCUUGACCCCCGAAAUCUCUGUCGUCCUGUGAGCUCAGCCCAGUGCCCAGUGUUCAAACCCAGCCCUGACCCAGAGCUGCUGCGGGUGACCUGGGCUCCAGGCCUCGACAACUGCUUGGCUAUUUCAGGCUUUGAUGGGACGGUACAAAUCUAUGAUGUCACAUCAUGGGAUGGAAAGAAAACCCAAGCGGAGCCUGUCUUCACUCACAAAGGCCACAUCUUCCUGGAUGGAAACGAGGUUGACUCUGCUCCUCUGGUCACCACCCACACCUGGCACCCUAGCAAACCUAGAACUUUGUUAUCAGCAGCAAGUGAUGCCUCUCUGCACGUGUGGGACUGGGUGGAGGACCUCCAGGCCUCCUGAUGACAGCAGCGGCUUCCCUCGUGGGCCUCUAAAAAGAGGAGCUGCUUGAGAGGCUGAUGCGGACUCUGAGUGACCACAGCUCUACCACAGCCAUUGGCUUCAAGCAGGUUAGCCUGCCCUUCUCCUUUUCUCUUACCUGUAAAAUGAAGGUGUAGUAACUGCCAUCUAGUGCUGUGGGGAGCAUCACAAAAAAAUUACCAAGAAUAGUUGGAAGGCGCAUGGCAUGACAUGGCUGGAAGCGACCGUCGUCUCUAGGAGCCCUGCGUCUCCAGGUGUAUAGCAGUAGGCUGUGCUCCUGCCCUCACAGCAGCAUGGUGAGAAUCAGGAGAGCCGGAGUGCGAAUGUGGGUGUGAACUUUUUCACAGAAGGAAUCAAUGUCUCAGGGCCAAUAAACAUUGAGAAGAAGCAA